Messenger RNA from Symbiodinium sp. CCMP2592, 2883 nucleotides. Lineage: Eukaryota; Dinophyceae; Suessiales; Symbiodiniaceae. The record is from the annotation of a GenBank genome assembly.
AUGCGCGCUGUGCGCAUCGUGCUCCUCUUUCUGCAAAGUCUCGGUCGGUUUGCGGGCCUUUCCCUCUUGGGAUGCCCGGCAGAGAAGGAUGCACGAAGAACUUCGCAAACUCGCAUGAAGCAGAUCUUCUACAAGAUGCUCGACAGAACAGGGCCCGGGCGCCCGGUUGAGUUGCUCAAGGUCGAGGUGCUGAGGGACUUGGAGCUGCUGAUGACUGAGCACGGCGAGACCGCGGAGCUUCGGCACGUUCCCAAAGCGGCCCAAGCCUUCGCGAGUUCAGAGCGGCUGCCGUGUUUGCCCGGGAUCCUCGGCACGGAGCUCCUGCAGCUGCUCUGGCUAGAAGGUCUUGGCGGCCAAGAGGUCCAGGCUGUGGAACUGCUGCUCGAGAGCCACCGGCACUUCACGUUUCUACGUGUGACUUCAUGGGCGUCGCUUCUGCAGUUGGGUUACGGCCUGAUCUUUGCUCUUGGCCAGAUGUCCUGUGCAGCCAUACCACCUCCUGAGAAUGAUGCUGCCGCGGCUGCGGAGCACUUUCACGGAUCUUGGCCCGGGUCGCUGCCCACUGAGGCGACUGUCUUCAAGCAAUUUCAUGUGCUGGCGGGGUUCGAGUACCGCCGCUGUGCCCGCCGGUUCUUGGGCCACGACAGAGCCGACAGAGCCUUGGCCAGCUGCGCUGGGCCGAGAGGGUCGAGACACCGCAGAGGCGCCGGGCGCAGAGUUGUUGGCGACGGCGACGCCUGGCCUCACCGGCAGCUGGUGCUUCUGGCUGCACGGCAACCCUGGGCCUGCGGCUUGGCCUGCCGCUGGGCUGUGGCCUUUGCGAGUCUGGCGCAGGCUCUCCGCGAUGGCGAUGGCAGCAGGCCGCUCUCGGAAGACCAGCGUAAGCUCGUCCAGGCCGCGCAGGACGAGUUGCAACAGGUGGAAGCAGCGAUCUGGAGCUUGGAUGGACGCGACCAGGUGAAGACGUGCUGCGCCUUGUCGCGUGCGUACCCGGUCUGGGCUCUCCUGGCAUGGCUUCAGCUCGGCAGUUCCAAGCUGGAAGGGCGCUUUCCUGUUGACUCAUCAAUGCCACAGCGGUUCCCGAAUCAGCCGCCCCCACCUACGCUAGCCAAGCUCUGCGACCGGGUCCAAUGGCCUCUUGCACAGAGCCUAACAGCACAGGGCACGCUGGCGGUGUAUUUUCUGGUGAAGACUGUCGGAGGGUUGCUGGACGAGUUUGGUGUCAAAUGGUGGAUGUCCUCGGGUGGACUUCUGGGUGCACUCAGAAAUGGUGGUAUCUUGCCACAGGAUUGUGACGUCGACAUCGCAGUCUGGCGUCCGGAUGCUCACCAUAUGGUGCGAAUUCCUUUUCGCACCGCGCUGGUGGCUGCAGGCAUCGCGAUGUAUCACAUGCCUAUCUACCUUCAGUACCGCUUCUGCCUACUGCAGAUCCCGGCUGCUGCAGACUUGCGGUCUGUGGAUGGUGGCCUGGCCUGCCAUUUGCCCUACAUCGACGCCCACCUGGCUGACCGAAGCUCUGCACAGGAUUGGCACUACAUCCACCGAACCGAGCUCCGAUACGCGCAGAGCUUCCCUUUGGGGGGGCUCCUCGGGCCUGCUGGUGAGGACCGGCGUGAGCGACGACUCUUUGGAAGUGUCCAUGUUUGGACCAUCAGACAGAAGGAGGCGGAGCAAUACCUAAGCAGUUUGUAUGGGCACGACUGGAAGACUACGCUGCGGGCUCGCUAUGGCCAGCUUGUCCACAACAGCAGCGAAGGAUUCCGCAGUCUCAUUGCUCGUCCCACAGGCCCUUUGCGGGACGUGAUCCAGGAGCAGCGGCUCGUGGGCAACUUGCUGCCCGGAGCAGCUGUCGACUGUCGAGCAGCCUUUAUGCAAUUCAUGCACCAUCCGGGAUACAUGGCCAUCGACUCAGUCAGUGUGAAUUCACGCUUUCGGAAGCAGUCCACCUGCCGCGAAUUUGAAGGCCAUGGUGCAGCAGCAGAUGGGGAUGAUGCCGCCCCACAUGAUGCAGAUGGGCAUGAGGCCACUCUUUCCGCCUUUUGCCGAGCGAGGCCUAGCGAGUUCACAAGCGUAAAGUUCGAUGAGCUUUGCGCAGGCAAGCGAUCCUCCAGCAGCGAGAGCAAGUCGGCUGAAGCGCUGACAAGGAUGGAAGGCAAUGUUUUCCCCCUGUCAGCUUUCCUCGACUGGUCUAUGACCGCAGCUAUCUACCUAGUUGUGGCUUCGCCGGUGGAUUCAUGGAAUUCCUUCUUGCAGGAGUUGUGGGGAAAGUGGGGAAGUGCCGAGACUAAGCCUGCGCGAAACGGCCGUGGACUGGGCACUUUUGCAGCUCUGAACAGCUCACGGGCCGACGUUGUCAGUUUUUUCCCUGAGGCUUACGAAGCCUCUGGAGAUCCGAUAGAGGCUGGCGCCAAUGUGCAGGCGACGGACCAUAUGGGCUGGACUCCGCUGCACCGCGCAUGCUUCGCAGGGCUGGCGGAGGUGGCAGGACUGCUGCUUCGACAGCGAGCGAAUCCAUCGGCAGCUGACAACGAUGGACUCCAGCCUCUACAUGUGGCGGCUGCGGGAGAGCAUUUGGAAUGCUGCCGACACCUUUUGGCUGCACGUGCAGAUCCGCGUGUCCCAGAUGCGUAUGGUGGCAUGAGUGCGCAGAUGCAUGCCCUCACAAAGGAGGGUGAUGAAGGUACUGCGCUGCGCGCACUGUUGGGAGAGCCCAGUCUGAGCCUUUUUGCGGCGUGGGACGAUCCUUUGGCCGUGGCAAGGCACUUGGCUGAUGCAACCGAGGAUCAGGCCAGAGAGGUUGAGGAAUGGCUGCAAAGGCCGCAGCUACAGUGGAGGGUCGUGCCAGGAGGAGGUGGAGACCGGUCGGAAGACGAGGUGGAUUGA